Trypanosoma theileri is the source of this 1071-nucleotide messenger RNA. RefSeq names its product pre-rRNA-processing protein TSR4. The record is from RefSeq and is a predicted model, not a curated record. Lineage: Eukaryota; Euglenozoa; Kinetoplastea; Trypanosomatida; Trypanosomatidae. The coding region runs from base 1 to 1071 and encodes 356 amino acids. Gene Ontology annotation, cellular component: cytoplasm. The transcript has a single exon.
AUGUCAAAAAAAGAUGUUGUUUGGCUUGGGACACCAGUGAAGGCUGCGGGUACAGACUUUUCCUCUGUUUACACUUCGAAAAUAGGUGGAUCAGCUAUUCUGUUUCGGGAAUUGUCGGAUAGCAGUGUAUUUCAGUGUCCAAAAUGCAAAAGUAAUCGUGCAGUGUCAUUACUGACACAAAUUUAUGCCCCCUUAGAAGUUUACGAUAGAAUAAUCUACGUUUUUCUUUGUGCUACCUGUAGCAAAGAACAAAGUAGCUUUUGUUUUGUUCUUAGAUCGCAAAACUUUAAUCCUUCCUACGUAACAGUUCCAUCAACUGUUGAUGAUGCAGAAGAAGUAAAAGAAGGAGCUCUUUUUGAGGAAAACGGUGAUUGGGGGGAUGAUGAAAAUGAAUCAUCUGAAAAGGUUAAUGGGGAGGAGUAUGCUGUGUGUAAUGCUCCAGUUGGUGUUAAUACUACUACUACUACUACUACUAAUUCCACCGACAAAGAGGAAGAAGAUAGUAACGAAAAAAGAAAAGAAAAAUUGAAUAUUGAUGAUGUUCACACUCUUGAAGUACCUUCUACUCUCGCUUCUCCUGGAUCAAAGGCAGAAGUAGAGGGUUUCUGCUACCCAUGUUUUGCCCUUGACGUUUUUGAGGAACCCCCAAAAGUGAAAGUUAAGUGUGCAACUAUAAAUGAUCAAUUGCGUGAGGUGAAGCAGAAAUAUGGUGAUGAUGUUGUAGAGACCACAACAAUGGAUGAAGAUGAUGAACCAUUACAUGAGAAACGUCUUCGAAAGUAUGUUGAAAGAAUUGGAAGGGUUCCUUCGCAGUGUAUUCGAUGGGCUCCAAAUCAAGAGCCAUUGAGGUCCUCUGUCACUCCAAUUGCUGUGCCUAAUUGCCCUCAAUGUGGUAGUGUGCGCCGAUACGAACUUCAACUUACUUCACCUAUCAUUUAUUAUCUUGUUAAAGCGAAAGAUGAGAAAAAACAUCCUUUACAUUUUGGAAAUGUUUUGGUAUUUACAUGUAGUGGUAAUUGUAAUUCAAAGUCGUAUGCACAGGAGUACUGUGUGGUUGAAAAGGAAAUUUAA